Vitrella brassicaformis is the source of this 3100-nucleotide messenger RNA. Lineage: Eukaryota; Vitrellaceae. The record is from the annotation of a GenBank genome assembly.
AUGAUCUCAGAGACGUACGCACAACCCCCUCUCUCCCUGCUCCCCCGCACUUUUCCCCCUGUGUGUCAUGUCUGUGUGUCUGUCUGUUUGUCUGUCUGUGUGUAUGUCAGUCGUAUGGAUCCGGCCCAGCGCAUGAAACACCUCAAGGGCUGCUGCCUCUGUUCGGCAAUCCAGCUGGCCGACCAGUUCCUCCAGGCACGUGUGUGUGCGUCUGGGGGGUUGGCAAUGGAUGAUGAAUGGCAUUGUGAACCGACCCAUGGAUGGACGGAUGGACGUGUAUGUGUGUGGAUGGUCAGGUGGAGGGCUGGGAGCUCGACAAGAACCUCUUCAAGUGCGACAUCGGCAAGAGAGACGUACGCGAGAUGCCACACACACACACAUACACAACACCAGGACACACACAGAGAUGUCCAUGCCAUAUCCCUCCCUCCCUCCCUCGUGCGUGUGUGCGUGUGUGUGUGCAGCCGAUCGACCCCACUAUGUUGGACCAGCAGCAGAAGCAGUCGGUGGCCAAGCCGCCACCCCUCGUCGUCGACCAGAACAGCAUCAUGGCCGUGUGCGUCAUCCAGGAGCAAGGCGAAAGACAGCUCGGACCCUUCCUAGGCGCACUCAAAACGCAACUCGACACGUACGCCACACACACACAAACACCCUCUCUCUCUCUUUCACACACACGGAGGGAUGGAUGGCACAGAGGGAUGGAUGGAUGCCCUCUCGUGUGUGUGUGUGUGUGUGCGUGUGUACAGUUACCGCGUGCGUGUGGCCUCUGAGCCAUUCUGCAUCCCGGUGGGGGGUCGUGGCAGGCCCGAGGACAGGUGGCGAGAGGCGGCGCAGCAGGGCGUCGAGAGGAUGCUCCAAAUGGGCAACAUGGGCCCCAAAGAACACGCUCUCGGGUACACACACACACACACACACACACACGUGGGGGAGUGGGAGAGGCAGAGAGAGAGCUGUGCGUUGACUGCAUCCGUGUGUGUGUGUGUGUGUGUGUGCAGUUGUCUGCUGCUGGCGAUCAUCCCGGACAGCCUCGAGAAGGUCGUCUACAAGCCCAUCAAGAACGUCCGCAAACACACACAUACACUGGAGGGAUGGACGGGCGGAUGGGAUGGGGGGAUGCGCUCCCUCCCUCUGUCUCUGUCUGUUGUCCUCAGGUGUGUUACGUGCAAUAUGCCGUCAGCUGCCAGUGCAUCAAGCGCGGCACCAUCGAGAAGAAGAUGACGGUGGGUACCCACUGAGUCAAUCGCGCACUUGGCCAUUGCUCACACUCAUCCCUCUGUGUGUGUGGUGUGUUGAUGCCAUCGAUCAACGCAUCGCAUCAGGUGGUGGCUCCCAAGCUGGUGACGCAGAUCAUCUGCAAGAUGGGCGGCCACGGCUGGUCGAUCCCGGCCAUCAAAGGUGAGAGCGAUGGGGCGAGUGACACACAGCACAAGACACCACACCGAACAACACGGACCCACACAAUCCCCCAUGCGUGUGGCGUGCGUGUGUGCAGAUUCCAUCAGCCCGCCCGACAAGGGGCCCAAGCCGACAAUGGCCAUCGGCAUCAACAUGGGCAAGUGCCUCAGCAGCGCCAUGUGUGCCUUCACCGCAUCCGUCAACAUCGAGUACGCACCCAGUCAAACACCCCCACCUCCCCCCACCGCCCAGCCCAUUCACCAUUGAGGUGUGUGUGUGUGUGUGUAGGUUCACGAGUUACGUGUCGGUGGUGGAGUUUCUGCAGCAGGACGACCCUGCCGUUGGCCGCAAGCGGAGCUACAAAGAGAGGGAGGCCGAGGCGUUCAAGUGGUGCUUUCCCAAGUUCGUCCAGGCCUUCGCACGGUCCAACGAAGGCAGAAAGCCUGCGUAAGGAGGACUCACCACACAAGGAACAGACACAGCAGACAGACGGGCAAGCUUGUGUGUGACUGUGUGACUGUGUCGGUCGGUCAGCCGCAUCAUCAUAUACCGCGAUGGCGUGCCCGAGGCCGAGAAACCCGACUUCUUCAAGUGAAUGAGUCAUCGCAUCGCGGCCAUGGAUGCAUCUCUCUCUCUCUGUGUGUGUGUGUGGUCAGGUACUACAUGAAUUCAGGCAGGAAGGGCGAGCCCGGCGCGAUCCCCACCGCACUCGACCAGCUGCGGUCCCAAGAGGGUUUCGAGAACUACAACCCUGCCGUCCUCCUGUGCAUCGUACGCACACCACCACCCACACACACACACAACACCCGCUCACAUAGUGGAUGGAUGGAUGGAUGGAUGACACACCCCCUCCUCCCUCUCUCUCUGAAUAUCUAUGUGUGUGUGUGUGUGUGUGUGGUGCAGGUGAGCAAGCGUGGCCCGGGUGCUGUGAAGUUCUUCCAGAUCACCGGAGAGGGCAGGGACGGCACUCCACAGGUAGGCGCCUGAACGACUGAGGGGGGGGUGGGGGCCUUCGGUUACAUCCGUUGUGCUGUGUGUCUAUUUUGUGUUGUGUUGUGUUGUGUUGUGAUGUGUUGUGUGCAGGUCAGGAACCCGCCCGAGCGUUGUGUGUUCGAUCGUGACGUGACCUACGACUACAAGUUCGACUUCUGUAAGCACCUUUGUUUGCACCCACACGCGCAGCGCACCCACAGGCAUACGACGUAGGUAGACGUGUGUGCAUCCAUCUCCCUCUGGAUGCAUGUGUGUGUGUCUCCAUGAUGUAGACUGCUGCCAUCAGCGCGUCACUCAGGUACGCACGCACAGCAGACAGACAGACAUACAGACCCAUGGAUGGAUGGAUGGAUUUAUGCCACCGAGCAGGGCUCCAUCACGCCGACAUACUACGACGUCUUGUACAACGACUUCAUCAUCAAGAAGGAGGGGCAGGAGGGCGGCAUGCAGGCAGCCAAAAUUCAGGAAUUCACACAGCAAUUCGCGUCCAUCUACCAGAACUGGUACGUUGGCUGGAGGAGUGGGGGUCGUCGUAUGGCUGGCUCUGUGUGUGCGUGUGUGCGUGUGUGUGUGUGUGUGUGUGUUCAGGCCGGGUGGCCCGAUUCGGGUGCCUGCGCCACUCAUAUACGCCGCCAAGCUGUCAGACAUGGUGGCCGACCACCUGCGAGAGCACUUCAACCCACGCCUCGAGAGCUUUCUGUUCUUCCUCUAA